This is a messenger RNA of Paramecium tetraurelia, 543 nucleotides long. RefSeq lists its product as uncharacterized. The transcript has 3 exons. NCBI's taxonomy places the organism in Eukaryota, Ciliophora, Oligohymenophorea, Peniculida, Parameciidae. The record is from RefSeq and is a predicted model, not a curated record.
AUGAGUGAUGAGUUUCUAACUUGUGCUAAGAUUAUUGAGUUUUUCUGGCUACUCUUAGCAUUCGUUUUCUUCUUUUUUGCUGCUUAUGCAAAAUUUAGAUUGAAAAAGGAUAUUCAUUUAGAUAUCGAGAAUUUGAAUUCGAAUCACACAGCAGUUAAAUAUUAAGUUCCUUCCUAAUAAGGAGAGGCACAAGAGAUUCAUAUGGUAGAUUAGAAUGAGUAAAAUUCUGGAUAGUUAUAAUCAACAACUUAAUAAAGCAGAGAACCACCUACAAAAUUAGAGGAAUUUUACAAGAAGUCACUAAGUGUCACAAGUAAGAUAUUUCCACAAUUGGCAAUUGCUAUUAUUUGCAUAUUAAAUGGAGCUAGUCAUGCUUUCGCAGUGGCUUGCGUUAUAUUAUACUUUGUUUCUAUCAUUUUAUUUAAUAUACUGCAAAUUCAAGAUUGUUUGGGGUCAUAAGGAAUGAAAAAUAUGUUUAAGUUGUCAAAUAACAUUUGGUUAGUUUGUUUAUUCAUCAAUUAUUUAGCUAGUUCAUUAUUUUGA